Molecule: messenger RNA, 1211 nt
Organism: Amorphotheca resinae ATCC 22711
Lineage: Eukaryota; Fungi; Ascomycota; Leotiomycetes; Helotiales; Amorphothecaceae
Exons: 3
Coding region: 213-1211 (332 amino acids)
Biological process (GO): cellular response to oxidative stress
Cellular component (GO): cytoplasm
Molecular function (GO): quinone reductase (NADPH) activity; zinc ion binding
Source: RefSeq, a predicted model, not a curated record
GGUCAACUUUGCACGGCGGGGCAAACGUCAUGGGAAUACGCGGAUUUGAUUGAAGAUCGCGCAACUCGACUUAGUCAGGAUAUUUCAAAGCAGCAGACAUCCUCCGCAUCCUUCUGUACUGCUCCUCUGUAACACUCAUAUCCACAUCUUCUCCAAGCAUCUCCCGGCUAUCACAGGUACAAUCGCAACUCUCACGUCCACUUGCACGCACAAUGGCUACCUCGCUCCCCAAGACGAUGAAGGGGGUCAUCAUUGAGAAGACCGGCGGUGUGGAAGUCCUUCAAUACAAGACCGACCUGCCAGUCCCGAGCCCCAAGCAAGGCGAGAUCCUCGUCAAGAACGACUUCAUUGGCAUCAACUACAUUGACACUUAUUUCCGUAGCGGUCUGUAUCCCUCUCCCAAACCCGAGAUCCUGGGCCGCGAAGCAGAAGGCACCAUCGUCGCUGCCGGGCCCGGCGAGCACUACAACCUGAAGCUCGGCGAGCGCGUGGUCUACCUUGGGACGGGCGCCUAUGCCGAGUACACUGCGGUGCCAUCCGCGAAAGCGCACUCCAUCCCCGCGGCGAUCAAGCCAGGAGUCGCAGCCGCUGCGCUGCUGCAGGGUCUCACGGCGCUGACUCUGAUCCGCGAGUCGCACCAUGUGCAGAAGGGCGAUUGGGUGCUCGUGCACGCGGCCGCUGGAGGGGUGGGGACCUGGCUGGUGCAGCUGUUGAAGGCAGUGGGGGCGAAGACUAUCGGGACUGCGAGCACAGCGGCGAAGAUCGAGCUGGCGAAGAAGAACGGUGCGGAUUAUAUGAUUAACUACAAGGAGGAGGGAGAUAGCCUGGUGAGCAAGGUGAAGGAGUUGACGGGUGGCCAGGGCGUCGUUGCUGUAUACGACAGCACGGGCAAAGACCAAUUCGAGAAUGACUUCGAGGUGGUCGCGAGGAAGGGAACUAUUGUCAGCUAUGGUAACUCGUCGGGACCGGCGCCGCCUUUCUCUGUUGCCAAGUUGUCUGCGAAGAACGCGAAGAUUCUGAGACCCACACUCUUCAACUACAUCGCAACGCGGGAAGAAUUCGAAACGUACACAGCUGAGCUCUUCGACUUGAUUAUCAAGGACAACUUGGACCCAAGCGUCCACGAGGUCUACCCACUGGCGGAAGUUGCAAGAGCACACACAGAUCUUGAAGGACGGAAGACGACUGGUAAAUUGCUCCUGAAGGUAUAA